GUUAUAAUCUCUUCCAUUUCGAUCCAUUCGAAAAAAUCCAAACCCUCCUUGCUUCCGCCCUUUGUUACUCUCUCUCUUAGAAGAAAGGUUUAUUCUGUGUCGAUUGAAUCUGAUAAUCGAUUCGUAUAUCUGAAAGAAAGUUGAAUCUGUCUGUUGAUUGAUUCCGAUAAUCGAUUCGUAUAUAUAUAAACGUAUAGGGUCUUGUUUGUUCGAUCGGCAGCGAUGUCUUUGAGACCGAGUGCGAGGACUGAGGUUCGCAGGAACCGCUAUAAGGUGGCCGUCGAUGCAGAAGAAGGUCGGAGGAGGAGGGAAGACAACAUGGUGGAGAUCCGGAAGAGCAAAAGAGAAGAAAACUUGCAGAAGAAGCGACGGGAGGGCCUUCAAGCCCAGCAAUUUCCCUCUACGAUCAACGUCUCCGCAUUCGAGAAGAAGUUAGAAAGUCUUCCAGCAAUGGUUGCGGGGGUCUGGUCCGAUGAGAGCAGCUUGCAGCUUGAAGCAACCACUCAUUUCCGGAAGCUACUUUCAAUAGAACGGAGUCCUCCAAUCAACGAAGUUGUACAAUCUGGUGUUGUUCCUCGAUUUGUUGAGUUUCUUGCAAGGGAUGACUUCCCACAGCUUCAGUUUGAGGCUGCUUGGGCUUUAACAAACAUUGCAUCUGGGACAUCAGAAAACACUAGGGUUGUAAUUGAGAAUGGAGCUGUCCCAGUUUUUGUGAAACUGCUUGGUUCUUCAAGUGAUGAUGUUCGUGAACAGGCUGUUUGGGCUUUAGGAAAUGUUGCUGGUGACUCACCUAAAUGCCGUGAUCUCGUCCUUGGUUAUGGGGCUUUGAUGCCAUUGCUGGCACAAUUUAAUGAGCAUGCAAAGCUAUCAAUGCUAAGAAAUGCGACGUGGACAUUAUCAAACUUUUGCAGGGGCAAGCCUCAGCCUCCAUUUGAGCAGACAAAGCCAGCUCUUCCAGCCCUUGAGCGUCUUAUACAUUCUAAUGAUGAAGAAGUCCUCACAGAUGCAUGUUGGGCACUGUCUUAUCUUUCUGAUGGCACCAAUGACAAAAUCCAAGCUGUUAUUGAGGCAGGUGUAUGCCCGCGACUUGUUGACCUUCUACUACACCCCUCUCCAUCAGUGCUCAUACCUGCUCUUCGCACGGUUGGAAAUAUUGUUACUGGGGAUGAUAUCCAAACUCAGUGUAUUAUCAAUCAUCAAGCACUUCCAUGCCUUUUGAACCUCUUGACACAUAAUCAUAAGAAAAGCAUCAAGAAGGAAGCUUGCUGGACAAUCUCUAACAUCACCGCUGGGAACAAAGAGCAGAUACAGGCUGUUAUUGAUGCUGGUAUCAUUGGCCCCCUCAUCCAAUUGCUUCAAAGUGCUGAGUUUGAUAUUAAGAAAGAAGCUGCUUGGGCAAUUUCAAAUGCUACAUCUGGGGGCACACAUGAGCAAAUCAAGUUCUUGGUGAGCCAGGGGUGCAUUAAGCCACUGUGUGAUCUACUUGUUUGUCCUGACCCAAGAAUAGUCACGGUCUGCUUGGAAGGAUUAGAAAACAUUUUGAAGGUUGGGGAAGCUGAGAAGAAUUCGGGUAACUCUGGGGAUGUAAAUCAGUAUGCUCAAUUAAUUGAUGAAGCUGAAGGGUUGGAAAAAAUUGAGAACCUUCAGAGUCAUGACAACAAUGAGAUAUAUGAGAAGGCAGUGAAGAUUCUCGAGACAUAUUGGUUGGAGGACGAUGAGGAGACAUUGCCUCCUGGUGAUGCUUCACAAACUGGAUUCCGCUUUGGAGGGAAUGACGCACCCGUUCCUCCUGAUGGAUUCAACUUUGGUUGAAGGACAUUUGAUUGGCUGUGGAAUGAAAUUCACAGAGUUCGGGUUUGGGGUGAUGUUUUUUGUGGUUGGGUGAUAAAGGGCAUUUUGUCGUCGUCUUCAAGUUGCUCCUUAAUGCUUGAAGAGGUGCUGGAGUAUGUUUUCCCCUGAAAGGGAUUGAAUAAAGCAGGUUGUGUGAUACGGUAAAGCAGGUUUAGUUGUUAAUACAGUUGGAUAUCCUCGCGAUUAUAGUUGGAACCACACAAACAAUGUAGAGUCCUCCUUCUCCCCUGAGUUCUUUCUUUUCCUUCUAUUUGUUGGUCAUUCUUUUCUGUCUAUCGUCAGAGGUCACAAAAUGCAAGAGUGGGCAGGUUGUUUUGAUUCCCAAAUUAUGUUUUUGCCUGGUUUAUAGUCGGAGAGAAAUAAAGAAAACAAGCUUAUACAUAAAUUUUCCUGUGAGGUUCGCAAUGUAGCCGCCCUGUUAGGAAGUCUGCCCUUGGGGGUCCUUUUUAGUUUUGAGAGGAAGGUGCUAUUUGUUGGAUGUGUAUUAAUAUUUUCAUUUUUUAUUUUUUAUUUAAAAAAUUGGUGGCUGAAUGAAUUUGGUGUAUUGUUUAUUGAUCUCAAGUUGUGUUCCAUUUUCA
Malania oleifera is the source of this 2429-nucleotide messenger RNA. RefSeq names its product importin subunit alpha-2-like. The transcript has 11 exons. The record is from RefSeq and is a predicted model, not a curated record. The coding region runs from base 223 to 1812 and encodes 529 amino acids. NCBI's taxonomy places the organism in Eukaryota, Viridiplantae, Streptophyta, Magnoliopsida, Santalales, Ximeniaceae. Gene Ontology annotation, molecular function: nuclear import signal receptor activity; protein binding. Gene Ontology annotation, biological process: NLS-bearing protein import into nucleus. Gene Ontology annotation, cellular component: nucleus; cytoplasm.